Molecule: messenger RNA, 3979 nt
Organism: Gymnodraco acuticeps
Lineage: Eukaryota; Metazoa; Chordata; Actinopteri; Perciformes; Bathydraconidae
Product: extracellular matrix protein 2
Exons: 10
Coding region: 1467-3353 (628 amino acids)
Biological process (GO): extracellular matrix organization; positive regulation of cell-substrate adhesion
Cellular component (GO): extracellular matrix
Molecular function (GO): collagen V binding; protein binding; heparin binding
Source: RefSeq, a predicted model, not a curated record
CAGAGCUUUGAGGCUGUAAACUACUUUGUUUUACUACUAUCACUGUUUUUUUUUUUUUUAUACAUGUGGCGUAUUCAGAUACCUGUCAUACAUGUUUUAAGGACUUGCACAGGUCAGACUUUUAAAGACACUUUAGAAACAACAACAAGGUAGUAGGUGUGUGUUCUGAUUGUAGAGAAUGGAAAAUUCCUAAAACAGACACUAAAUAAGAUGAUGUAUGUAAAUGUCAAUGGUAGGCCUCUGCGACAUUCUCUGUUAUGGAAACUAUUAAUCCUGGGUGUUGUCAGACUGAGGUUAAGCGAGGGGUUGACUGUGGUCAGUGGUUACUGCACUCUCCUGUCAAGAGCCAAAUGAAUAGUCUUUGGAGGCAUCACUGUUUACCUUGGAAGAGCAGGUUGUGUUCUGAGAGUUUCACCGUGUACUGUUAACUUGUCCAAUGUACUAUUUGGAAUAUUUUGGGAUUCUACUGUCAUGAAUAAAUACACAUGAUAAACCCCUAAUAAAAUGACUAGACAUCAUCUCGACUCGAACAUGAAAACGCACACACAUUUUGAAAGAUUUAGUGUGUAUUCGUGUUGUAACUGACCACAUAGAGAGGGUAUGUCUGCAGGUUUCACCCCACAGUGAAAAUCCCAGUUUGGUUUAACACUCAGCCAGUGGCACCUGCUUUGCUAAGCUGUGAGUGUGAAGAUGUACACAUUGCAGACAAUAUGUGUAAGCAAUGCAUCACAGUUAAUGUGCGUACAAACAGUAUUGUUUGUACAGGGUGUAAAACGGGUUCAUUGUCCACUUCUCAGAGUUCAUGUUUGUUUUCAUACAUAGAUGCUAGUGGAGCUUCGCCAAACAUGGUUGGCUCCGGCAUGAACUGUCUACCAACCCUGUCUCUUGUUUGGAAAUGACCCAAGGAAAGUCUGAUUCGGGUCAGGAGAAGACUUAGAGCUGACAGUGGAUCACAAAUGCAUGUGUCAACCCACAUGACUAGAAUCUAUCACAUGUGUAUGAAACUGUAUUCCAGUAUCUGUUUUUUGCCACCUGUCUAUCUUCCAUCUCCUCCACAAAUAUCUGUUUUCCACCUGAUGUUAGCAGACAGUUAUGAAAGGGUGAGGUGACAAGAUGGAGCAGGGCGGGUCUGUGUUUUUCAUGGUGCUAAGAAACGAGGACCUCUGUUAACAAUGUGAGAUUUUUUUUUUUUUACCUCUCCGCCUCUUAGAUAUUCCUUUUCCUCCUGCUCUCUCUUCAUAUAAGCAUUCACUCUGAGUUGGGGGCAAGUGAAAUGUGGUUAAAGAAACUGCACUACAGCUUUUGCUACAUGUGGUUAUAGGGAUAAAUCGUCUCUGUUAAACAAUUUCUUCCACAGUUUCUUUCCUUUGGCAAUACCGUCUCUCCUUUCUCUGGACUUCAGUCUUGAAGAUUUUAAAGUUUUGGACUUAUUUCUACAAGAGCUCAAACUGAGUAAACUUUUAACAAUGCAGAUGCCAGCGAUAUGGAUCACGUUCAUUUGUCUGUGUGGCACAGUUUUUUGUGGACACAACUCUUUACACAACAUGGAUUUAUACUUGGAAACCUCUUCUGAGUCACAUGAAUUAGAAACGGCAGCCGUUCAACAAACAGAAGUUGAUAGAGUGACCUCACUAGAUACAUAUGCUUCGAGUCGAACUCUCCCGGCAGAGGAGAAUGGGAUUGAGCAUCUCCAGAUGGAGGCAGGGCAGCAGAGGGAGCAUCAAGGAGCCGAUUUUAGGACGCUGGAGGCCAGACAAAGGAGAGGUGUCUGGUGGAUGAGGAAGCAUGCAAACGCAGUGGAAGCCAGUGCCUAUAGAAUAGCAGGGCUGGGGGAGCCUCUGACGGGCUGGAAGAAGCGCGGGAAAGGAGAGAAGGAGACCAGCACCCUCAUGACUGAACUGAAGGAGCUCCAUGAUGAGAAGCAACGACUGAUGGAUCAAGGGAAUGCAGGAGAGGGAGAGGAGGAGGAGGAGGAGGAGGAAGAAGAAGAGGAGGAAGAAGAAGAUGAUGACGAUGAUGAUGAUGAUGACGAUGAUGACGAUGAUGACGAUGAUGAUGAGGAGGAAGAAGAAGAAGAGGAGGAGGAGGAGGAAGAAGAAGAGGAGGAGGAAGAAGAGGAGGAGGAGGAAGAAGAAGAGGCAACGGAGAUCCCCAGCAAUCAAACAGAAACAUACUCCACUUUUACAGAGUCUCCUCUUAGAGAGUGUCAGACUGCUGACAGAGAAAUCAGCUGCAGGGGCGUCGGCAUGACUCACCUGCCAAUCAUCCACAACCUGCUGGCCACCAAUCUGGACAUGGCAGAGAACAACAUCAGAAUCAUCACCCCACAAGAUUUCUCUGGCGUGCCAAACCUGGACACGCUGGACCUGAGUAAAAACAAACUGGAUGAUGAGUCGUUGAGCAGUAACCCGCUGUCUGACUUGACCUUUCUGAAGAAGCUGAACCUAGAUGGCAACAAGCUAACCAGGAUCCCAGUGCUGCCUCCAUCUCUGGAGCAGCUCAGGAUCAACAACAACCAGCUCAGUACACUCACCCCUCACUGUUUCAAAGGUUUGACAAACCUGUUGAUUCUGGAGCUGGAGGAAAACAUCCUCCAUGAAGGCAGUGUGUCGCCGCUUACUUUCCGGCCACUACAGAGACUUCUGGACCUCCAGUUGGACAACAACCGCUUCCGUUCCCUUCCUCUGGGCCUUCCUCCCUCUCUGCAGGAGCUGGAGAUAAAUGCAAAUCAGAUUGAGGAGGUGACAAAGGAGGCACUGAGAGGCUGUGUCCAUCUGAGAGUGCUGGACAUGAGUCACAACCUGCUGCAUGAGCAAGGCAUCGCUACCAAGGCCUGGUCCCGUCUCAACACCCUGGAGUCCUUGGACCUGUCCUACAACCGGUUCACCUCUGUCCCGAUGAAUCUGCCACGCCGUCUCCAGAAACUGUCCCUCCAACACAACAACAUCAGUCACAUCACCGCCUUCACCUUCCGUCACAUGCGGUCGAGCCUACAGUCCCUCCGUCUAUCUCACAAUGCCUUGAGCAAUGAGGGCUUAGAGCGGGUCUCUCUUGUUGGAGCGUACCGCUCACUGGGUGAGCUCCUGCUGGACAACAACCAUCUGAGUCAAAUCCCUCGCUGCAUUCGCCAGUUUAAGAACCUGAAGUUGCUGAAACUAGACAACAACCAAAUCAGGCUGGUGAGGAAGUGGGGAGUGUGCCACCCUGGUAAUGCUGGCUCCACCUUGGCUUCCAUCCACUUGGAAAACAAUCUGCUGGAGGUGGAGAAGAUCCCCCCAAAUGCCUUCUCCUGUCUCUCGGAUGCUCAGGGACUGGUCCUCUAUCCACAAAAGGGGCACUCGUAUCACAAAUAGGCUGCAAAGUUGGACAAACUAAGAUGGACAGAUUCCCAAAUACAUGUACAUGCAUAAUCAUGGCAUACAGCCACUCAAUAUUUCUGUAGGCAGGGUCUACAGAAAAAUAUCUCUAUCAUGUAGUUUACUUCAGUCAGUGCUAUCAUGUUAUUGUCCCAAAACCUGUCUUUCUCUUUCACUUCUCACCUUUGAUUAGGAGAAUAACAGUGAUGUGUUUGUAUGUAAUUUAUACAGUAAUGGAAAGAAUCAUUAUGUAAAAGGUCAAUACAUGACGGUUGUUUCCAGAUCUGCUCCAAACACCGGCCUAUAUCUGUCAAUUCAUUCAAGUAAGUGACACCUUUGAGGAAAUGGAGAAAAGCUUAACCUAGUCUCAGUCUGGGGCUUGCAGGUGGAGCCUUUAGUCAGGUAAUGUAGAAACAAUGUGAGUGUGUUUUGAUUUGGGACACAGAGGGGUCAAAUCUUGGGACUGCAGCACGGGGGUCACUGAGAGAAAGUUAAAAUAUCUGGUGACACAGUGUGAACCUAAGGGGCCCAUUAGGAAAGAAAAUAUAAACAUCACGCAGGUUUCCUAUCACCAGAUGAUUUCCAACAUAAACAUCCACCACCAGCCGCUCAGCAAAAACACA